Molecule: messenger RNA, 6420 nt
Organism: Mercenaria mercenaria
Lineage: Eukaryota; Metazoa; Mollusca; Bivalvia; Venerida; Veneridae
Product: sulfotransferase 1B1-like
Exons: 7
Coding region: 71-973 (300 amino acids)
Biological process (GO): sulfation
Cellular component (GO): cytoplasm
Molecular function (GO): sulfotransferase activity
Source: RefSeq, a predicted model, not a curated record
UGCAAGAUAUGGAACCAUAUCGGAUUUCUUGGACAAGGAAAUCGUGUUUACAUUGCGAAACACUAAAAGAAUGGCUGUCGUAAAAAUACCAGAUCUUGGUGGGGCCACAAUUGAUGGAAUUGACGUUGGGGGAUUUAUAUCCGCAAAAUUUUUGAAGUCUCCGGCUGAAACCAAACAACUUUUUGACAAUGCGUCUGAUUUCAAAUUUCGAGACGAUGAUAUUAUGCUUUGUGCAUACCCGAAAACAGGUACUCAUCUUAUAUUUGAUAUUUUAAUGAGUGUAUUGACUAAAUCAGCAAAACCUGACGCGCCUCAUAAGCUGAUGACAAUGUUGGAGUGCGAAUCUCCCGAGGACAUUGAUAAACUACCGUCACCAAGAGUAAUAAACAGCCACUUUCCAUAUCGAUAUCUACCAGUAAAGGAUAUGAGAGCUGAGCAGAUUAAGACAGUCUUAUGUUGUCGAAAUCCCAAAGACACCGCAGUAUCCUACUACAAUCACAUGCACGGUAUUAAACACUACAGCUACGAUGGCAAAUGGGAGGACUGGCUGCCGGUCUACAUACAAGGGAAAAUGGAGUACGGAAAGUACACAGACUACUUAACGGAAUGGGAAAAUGCAAUAAAGGAAGGCAUAGGAUUUCCUCUCCAUGUUGUGUAUUACGAAAAUAUAAAACUCAAUGGUCAUGACGAAAUAGAUAAGCUGGCAAAGUUUCUCGGUGUGGAAUUAGAUGGUGCUUUAAAACAGGAUAUUAUGAAAGCGUGCAGUUUUGAAAGCAUGGCCUCAAAAGAGAUACCUGAAGAUAUAGCCAGCAACUUUUUCAAAACUCACUUCAGAAUAUUUAGAAAGGGUGAGAUAGGAGAUUGGAAGAAUUGGUUUACAGACGAACAGAAUACAUUGUUUGAGGAAGUGUGGAAACAGGAAAUGAAGCACUCAACCAUAUUUGAAUUUAUAUAUACUGACCCACGGGUUUGACUUACAUUAAAGUACAUUUUCACGUGGUAGUGUUGUAUCCUGAGCGAAACGUCGACCUCAUUAGACCAUGUCUGUGUGAAAGACCUUCUGCUCAUUUAUACUAACAAUACUUAUUGGAAGGUACUACUUUCAGGCGUGUGUUUGUUUUUAUCAAGUGAUUUUGAAAUAGCAAACUUGUUUGACGUAGUGAUUUUGUACAUUGCAUGUGCAAGACCGAACGCUUCGCUUACAACUUCCUAUUCAGUUUUCAGUUUUUUUCAAAUUGCUUUUAUUAAUUUAUGCCUUAUGGGUGAUUAAAAACAAAUGAAAAAAGUAACAGAAAGGUGAAAUUCAAGUACAAUCCAGGUCCUUUAUAUUCAUUGUAACAAAAUGUUAUGACAUUCUGGUUUACUAAAAUAUAAGCGGUGAUCAAGAAUUAGUUCUUGAACAAAUUCUGUGUCUUUCAAAAUGCACGUACUUAUUUUGUUAACAAAAGUUUUACCUAAAACAUUUGAAUAGAUAUAGAUAUUAUAGUGUAUAACAUUUGAAACUUGUCAAAUAGAUCUACUUUUUCAAACAAAAUAUAGGAAAAAUAUGUCUACACGUGAUAUGUGUAAUAUUUGUUUAAAAUGAGCAAUAAUAUAUUUAAUAUUUAUUAGACACGUGAUAAAGCUAUGAUGUUAUUUGUGACAAAUGCAAGGCGUUUCACUUGCAACGAUAUUUCGAAUUUCACUGAAGUACGUCUAACUUGACCAUGUAAAUUAUUAUAUGGACCUUUUGAAAUUGCUUAGAACAACUGAAUUAUACGAACAAGAAAUGAACUUUAAAAAUCGAAACAUACAGGAAUGUAACUAAAUCAAAUACAGGAUUUCCGGCAGAUUUUUCGAAGAAUAUAAGGAGUUUGUAAAAGGGCCUCUGCACAGCAUAUGUAUUUGUUACUCAACUGCUAACUUUAACAGAACUUUUGUAAUCUAAAGCAUCCCAUAUCAUUACAUUUUGUACGUUUACAACCUUUUCCUAUUCCUACCAAUUCCAGACUGUUUACGUCACGUUGUGAAUGCCACUAACACCAUAGGAAAUUUAAUUGGGCGAAAAGUCUCGGAAAUUGUCAGGAAAAAAAUGAAGUUACCAUACUGUUUAUGAAGAUACAUGUAUAUGCUUGUUUGUAUUUUUGAAAAUAUGGUAUGGCAUUUUACUAUUUAUUCAGCUGUAUAUAUUAUAACUGUUGUUUACCUUAAAGUUUAAUAAAUUAAUCAGUAAAAGUAGCAAAUAUUUUGUAAAACAGCAAAAACUCAAAAAGUUAACAUGGUUAACAAGCCUUAGAAAAUUUAAGUUAAAAAUUGGAAAAAAAAACAACACAAAAAAACACGUUUUAUACUUUCGGAAUGCCACCUUUUUUGGAGGUAAGGUGAUUUUGGGCAAAAACUCUGCACUUCUAAUUUCAUCAUGGUCACCUAUAGCAAACAGCAACAUCUAAUCGGUGUUUCUUUUUCUACGAAAAAAAUCCCUUCCCAACCAUUUAGCUACGUGUAGUCGAUCUUCUCUUUAACGUUUGCUUGUCAAUGAAAUAAAGGUCUAAGUUUCUUGUUAGAUCUUUCACUCUGUUUUGUUCGACAGGGUUGUUAUUUGAGUUUGUUUUCUAUUUUCUCUGAAUGGUUUCUGAGCUUUUGCAUUCUUUUGUUCUUUAUAAUUAACCUUAUUGCUAUAAGGUCACUGGCUUCACUGGUCAUUCAAUGCUGUUGGAUCGAAAUAUCGCUUAAGAUGUGGAAUUCUUUCAUGAGCUGCCUAACGGAAAGUUGAUGUUUCUACCCAGGUGAUAGUUUGUGCCUGAAGUAAUACCAAAAAGGCACGUGGGAUCUUUUUACAAUAUCAAAAAUUGUUAAGUCGCCAUAUGACUUAUAACUGUGUUUGUGGUGUUAACUCAACCACACAAACCAAUUUAAUAUAUCAUUGAAUUGCUAAUCUUCCUUUUCGACUUUAUUUAUAUCUAUAGCAUGUAUGGUUUGUUUUCUUGCCUUUGUUUUCCACUUUUUAUAUUUUAUCUAUCCUUUCAACUUUUAUGGUUUUCCUUCUUUUGUUUCUCUACCAUCUGGCUCUUUCAUUUAAAGACUUUAUUUCGUAGUUUAAAGAGUUAAACAUUUAAAUAGAAUAUGCAUCUGAUAUGUUCAUCUUGUUGAUAUGUGUUGCAAGAUGAAGACUUUUGAUAGAUCAUUAGCUAUUCUAUUCGAAGUAUAUGUAUAUCUAUUCUACUCAACCCUGUUUUGGCAUCGGGGUCCGCGUCGACUUCCGUUCCUAUUCCUAUGGUUAAAGUUUUGUUGGACUUUCUCUUAAUCUCUGUAAGUAUGUGAUGGGUUUGCUUCAAUUUCAAAAUAAUUGUUUUUCGUCAUAGGCUACAUUUUAAGGCACAAGGACAAGAAUUCUCGCACAAACAUUUCAUGAUUCAUUCCCCUUUUUGCUUGAAAUUUUCAGGUUUAAAUUUUUUUAGCUUGUUUACUCUGUACUUAGUCUCUGUUAUAACGAAAGUAUUUGAUUCAGACAUAAUAAUGUUGUUCCACAUCAUCAACCAUAAUAUAUGACACAGCUGUGACUCCAGUAUCUGAUAAAUUACACUGACUUUUUUAUUCAAAGUUGUUGGUUAAUUUUGAUACAUUUUUACCGUAUCUCCGUUAUUACUAAAAGAAUUUGAUUCAAAAUUAAAUGUUAGAAAUGUAGAAUGUUUAUCAAAUAUUUGACAUUAUGGCCAAAUCGUUACCCAUGAAGCUCCAGUAUGCUUCAAACAUUCUGAUAAUGGGGCCAAACUGUCUCGAGUGUAAAGAAUUAAGUUGUUGACGAUGGUCGACGUACGCGGAUACAGGACCAUCAAAAUACCUCAGUGAGCUAAUGAGCAAAGAAAAAUAUGAACAAUUUGACAAAUGUAAGAAAAUAUCUGUUAAAUAUUAAAAAACGACUUAGAGAAACUACUUUUUUAUCACUGGUACAUCUCUACUAUGAUGAACUAACUAAGAACUUCACUAUAAUAACAUUGAACCAAAGAAUUUUACUACAAAGAUGAUACAGGCUAUUGCUAGAUACAAAAUAAAACAACUUGAGUGAAGUGAUAUAAAAGACUACUUUAAAAUAUGGCAUAAUAUAAGGAGCCCGGAAUCAGUUAACUUUAAAUUGUGAUGGACAAUACUAUUGUGAGACAUGAAGUUAGGGAAAUGUACUGUUACAGUAGAAAUACUACUGAAUAGUUUAAAACAACUAAGUUUAAACUCAGUUUGUUUGUUUCGGGUUUAACGCCGUUUUCCAACAGAAUUUCAGUCAUGUAACGGCGGGCAGAUAACCUAACAAGUGUUCCUGGAUUCUGUACCAGUAAAUAUCUGUUCUCUGUAAGUAACUGCCAAAUUCCCCGCAUGAAACCGAGGUGGAGGACUAACGAUUUCAUAUAAAAUGUCGUUUAUCAAAUAGUCACGGAGAACAUACGCCCUGCCCGAGGACAGUGUACUUAAUUAUGCGACGCACAAUUCGAAAUUGCAUUGCAUUUUCCGCUUGUUCUUUUAAUAAACAUUACACCCGUUCCAUAAGUCCUUUUGAAACAAAAUCCCACUUUUAAGGUUGUAUGAAAUAUGUUAUAGACAUACUUCUGAUGCAAAGUUCUUAUGCACAUACAGUGAAAAUUCGUGAAGUUAGGAGAAAAGAAAAAGGAAAGAAAUUUUGUCGAAACUAUUAAAAGUCUUAGUACAGGCGAUGGGUACUCGUCAACGCAUAGACGAAUGGGCAGAGCAUGAAGAUAUACCUUCAUAUAGUGCAUUUUAUUUGACCUGGCGGGGCGUGGUUUCGCGACGGUCCACUACAUUUUUGUGCAGGGUAUGUAGUACAUGUAAACAAUGUAGCGUUGAAUUUUAGUCGUUGGUUACCAAAGAUUACGGAAUGAAACAAUUAUAUUGCUCUACCUAUUUCGCUCGUUUUUUGAGAUAACCAUUAUUUGCAUAUGUCAUAGAUUCCGCCCCGCCAGGUCAAAUAAAACGGACUAUAAAUGAACUUAAAUACAACAUUUGUUUUUCAUAUUAGUGUAUAUGUUGCAUAAAUACUUGUACAUCGUUUGAUAUUGAAGCAAUAUAUAUGACAUGAUAAACAGUCAUAAUCGUCCAAACGUUUGACUACAUCUGAUUUUACAUUGACAAAGAACAAACAUGGCGUUUACUUACAUACAUUUGUAAUUUUAUUCGAUAUUUAGGACUGUAUUUAUACUGUAAACAAGCCUGUUUCUUGUCAUGCUCACGGUAAACAGCUGCUCAAUUUUUAAACAUGGCUUUGCAGAAAGCAGAAUACAGUAUAUGUUAUGCAUUAAUGCUUGGUCUAGUAAGCUUUAAUGUAACUGAACACAACACAAAUCAAAUCUAGAAAUGUAGAUAGCAAAAGUCGGUUGACCGUAAACAUAUUUUCACUGUUCUUUAAAAGCCUUAUCAUUGUAUUGCAAUUUGAUUUCUAUAGCUGUGUAUUAUAAUGAAUGAUUUAUCAGGCAUUAAUUACGGCGAAACACUACUGGUUUUCUUUCAGUUAACUUCGAAAGUAUUAAUAAUUUAAAAGUUUAAUGUGAAUUAUUAGUAAUAGCUUUGUAUAAAACAACAGACAGCAUAAUUAUAUGUACAGUUUGGCUUGAACACCUCCCUUCAAAGACAAAUUAUUUGCCAUUAAGGUGGAAUAGCACUUUGUAAUAUUUUUACAACCUGCAUAUGAUUUUGAUAUCAUACUAAAGUAGAAGUCAUCCCCGGCAUGAAGGUGUAACUGUUUUCUUGGUCAUUAAUGAAACUUUUUAGCUAUGACGUCGCAAACAUUACCAUGCACGUCUGUUUUGGCGCCAUGAUAAAAAGCUAUAAAAACCGGUUUAUUUUCUAUCAUUUCUUUAUAUUUCAAUUUACGGCAAUGAAACAUACAUCUUUAUGUGUAUUAUACAAAGGUAUACGACGCUAGACAGUAUUUGUCACUUUAAUUUUCAAAAUUAUGGAAAACAAAACGGAGAAAAGCGACAUUCUCAGUUGUUUAGAUUUUUUGUAAAGAUGGCACACUUAUCUAAUCAACGGAAAAGCGGCUCAACAUUUUUUUGCCAAGUUUUUAUAUUUUUAAGAUAAACUUAUGUUUGAUAUAAUAUUGAAAAAUUAAGUACUUUUACCAUCCAGUUAUUUUUUAAUUCAUGGUUUAUUAAACAUCCGUCAGUAAAAUAUGACGUCAAAAUAUAAGGCAUGAAACUCUAUCUAAUUAAUGUUGCGUCAAUAGAUUAAUAUGGAUGAACGGACACAAUACGUUUUCACUCACGAUUCGUCUGUAUGUGCAUAUGACAGAAAUAUGAAUGUAUCAGUCAAGCUUUAGAUAUUUUUGCAUUAUGUAUUGUUCUUUAUAUAAUUACUUUAUUGUAAAUGUUUAUAUGCGUGUUUAACAUAUUAUGUACUCUUCCUGUGUGGAGUUAAUAAAAGAACUCUAUUCUA